This is a messenger RNA of Sclerotinia sclerotiorum 1980 UF-70, 1296 nucleotides long. RefSeq lists its product as hypothetical. Lineage: Eukaryota; Fungi; Ascomycota; Leotiomycetes; Helotiales; Sclerotiniaceae. Gene Ontology annotation, cellular component: plasma membrane; endoplasmic reticulum; Golgi apparatus. The record is from RefSeq and is a predicted model, not a curated record. The coding region runs from base 1 to 1296 and encodes 431 amino acids. The transcript has 5 exons.
AUGGCUGAUCAACCACCAGCAAUGCAACAUGAGGACUCUAUCAGUUCGCAGGAUCCUCAUUUACACGGGGACAAAGGCAAGACGAAGAGUAGAAGGCCAGCAAAUACGGCAUUUAGACAACAAAGAUUGAAGGCAUGGCAACCUAUUCUCACACCUAAAACCGUACUUCCAUUAUUCUUCGCCAUUGGAAUAAUAUUCGCGCCAAUUGGUGGUGGGUUAUUAUACGCUAGUAGUGUGGUCCAAGAAAUUGUACUCGAUUAUUCGAGAUGUCAUACAGAUGCGCCAAUUUGUCAGAACUCGGUCGACACCGGGAGUCUCAUGCCUUCGGAUAACGUCGAUAUGUUUUUCAAAAAGCCACAUGAAUAUGAAGGAACUGCUCCAGAAUGGUGUAGACAAAAUAUCAAUCAAACAUACUACAACGGUAGUGUCGCGCAUGCCACUGUCCCGGCUGUCCAAUGUCGGCUCACAUUUCCAAUUAAAUCCCCGAUGGAACCUCCUGUUCUGUUCUACUACAAGCUCACCAACUUUUAUCAAAACCAUCGACGAUACGCCAAGUCCUUUGACUCCGAUCAGCUUUCCGGCAAAGCCGUUUCAGCGAGUACUAUCCACUCUGGCGAUUGUACACCACUCACGACCGUAAAUGACAAUGGUGUCGAAAAACCAUAUUAUCCAUGUGGUCUAGCUCCAAAUUCCGUGUUUAACGAUACAUUCUCAUUUCCAAUCCUACAAAACGUCGCGGGUGGAAGUUCCUCAAAUGGUUCGAUAUAUCACAUGAAGAAUAAUUCGGAUGUGUCAUGGAGUAGUGAUAGGGCAUUGUAUGGUCAAACAAAAUACAAUUGGUCGGAAGUCAUUGUUCCUCCAAACUGGGUGGAACGAUAUCCAAAAAAUUAUAGCGAUGAUUACCACCCCGAUCUUGAGAACGAUGAAGCAUUCCAAGUAUGGAUGAGAUUGGCUGGGUUGCCAACAUUCAGUAAACUGGUACAAAGAAAUGACGAUGAUACCAUGAAAACUGGACAAUAUCAAGUUGAAAUUAUACAUCUUUUCAACGUUACCGAAUACGGCGGAACCAAAUCUAUCAUUAUUUCCACUCGUACUGUCAUGGGUGGCAAGAAUCCUUUCUUAGGUAUCGCGUACAUUGUCGUUGGAGGUCUCUGUAUCCUACUCGGCGCACUCUUUACCGUCACGCAUCUUAUCAAGCCAAGAAAACUCGGUGAUCACACAUAUUUGAGUUGGAAUAAUGACAACCCAUCGACGGCGACUACGAGUGGGCGUGAAAUGGGCGGGAAUAUGGGAUAG